Messenger RNA from Engraulis encrasicolus (European anchovy), 3569 nucleotides. Its product is annotated as zinc finger protein 665-like. Gene Ontology annotation, molecular function: RNA polymerase II cis-regulatory region sequence-specific DNA binding; DNA-binding transcription factor activity, RNA polymerase II-specific. Gene Ontology annotation, biological process: regulation of DNA-templated transcription. NCBI's taxonomy places the organism in Eukaryota, Metazoa, Chordata, Actinopteri, Clupeiformes, Engraulidae. Bases 242 to 2782 code for a protein of 846 amino acids. The record is from RefSeq and is a predicted model, not a curated record. The transcript is spliced from 9 exons.
AUGGUUUUAGCUCGCAUGCGCUUCCUCGCUCCUGCACUCCACUCGGAUAUUGGCUUGCACGUAAACAUUUCUCACAAUUUUUAUUUGUGCAACGUUGGUCUCUGGCAGUAUUUUUACUCCACAGCUAUCGAACAUUUCGUGAAAACAGCAGGUCGACACGACGGAUACCAUUAGGAGAAGGGCCUGAAGGUUACGGGUGGAUAGAAGAAAGGAAUACUGAAGGCGAAGGUCAGAUGAGGUCAUGGGCUCCAACAAGAAAACCUGCGUCAACUGCUCUCAGGUCAUGCCCUGCGCCAAAAAGGUGUGCAUGUCUUGUGGAACACUGCAGCCCCACAAGGCACGUCUGAAGCAGAAGAUAGCCAAGUUAGACGGCAGCAAUGGGGAGUGGGCCGCCAAGCUGAAGAGGCAAUGCAGGGAAUCCACCAUACUGGACGAUGUCAAAGUGAUGCUUGAGAAGUUGUCAGCUCUGGGUUACAAGGCCCUGCUCCUGCUCCACAAGCCAAAGAAGAAGACGGUUGCCAUGACUCCCCGCUGCACGCUAGACCAGGACGCCUCCCUUAAAGUCAACAGUUUGAAAACGGUCUUUGAAGACAUCUGCAUGGGUUGGGGAGUGCCACAGCAGGGAGAGUACUGUGCUCCAGAGCGUCUCCUAGUGGACAGGCUGGGAGAGGACGAGGAGAUGGUCACCCACACUCCUGAGGAUUGCGGCAUGUUCCUGCAUUGUACCUCGGAAGACGACCCAGCCAAUGAUGAUGGUCCAAUGGGUGACGACCCAGCAGAUGAUGAUGAUGAUCCAAUGGGUGACGACCCAGUAGAUGAUGAUCCAAUGAGAGACGAGCCAGCAAAUGACACACUGACAUCAGCACAGAGGCCCGUGCUGUCAGUGAAGCUUCGAGACUGCGGUGACAUGGUGGGGCCUGAUGGAGUUUUGAAGAUGGAGUCCAAAGAGGUGGAGAAUGAGGAGGAGGAUGAAGUGGACCUUUAUUAUGAGGGGGAUGACAAUGAUAAUAAUGACGACAGUGAUUACGUGCCAGAAGAUGAAAGAUUUGACCUCUGGUCUGAAGACAAGCUAGUGUUACCUGUGGCUGAAGAAAGGCAGCAGUCUGUUCACCAAAGAGUGUGUGCCACGAAAAAGCCCUUUGCUGCCACUCUACUUGCAAAAAACACAUCCACAGACUGUACAAAUGGAAACGUCUCCCCCAACUCACCAAACACUAGAGGCCGUCAGGAAGAUGAAGAUAAUGAUGAUGAUGAUUAUGAUGAAGACCAUGCUAAUGCAGAACCUGAGCACUGCAACAAAAAUCCCACUGCGCUCACAGGAGGAACACUCCGUUCUCUCACAAAGUCAAAGACUAUGUCAAGGUCACAUAAAUGUGACUUGUGUAGCAAAGUGUUUUCCUCUGUGUUGAAAUUACGCAGUCACAGAAAGAAGCACACGAUGGGAGGAGGACCACACAAGUGCACAGCUUGUCCCAAAGCGUUUUUACGACCGCAUCACUUGAAAGAGCACCUCAGAAUACACACAGGAGAGAAACCCUUUACUUGCAACCAGUGCUCUAUGUCAUUCCGCACCACUGGGGCACGACAUGCCCACAACCUAGUAGUUCAUUCAAGCACUCCUUUCUCAUGUGGGGAGUGUGAUAAGAAGUUUGAGACGAAAUCUGAUCUGACUGCUCAUGCCACGGUACACAGCGAAGACAGGCCGUUCUCCUGUACACAGUGUGACAAGGUCUUCAGACGUGAAUGGAAGUUGAAAUUACACCUCAAAGCACACACCCUUGAAAAGCACAAGACGGAAGAAAGACAGUACAAGUGCACAGCUUGCCCAAAGACGUUUUUACGACUGCAUCACUUGAAAGAGCACCUCCGAAUACACACAGGAGAGAAGCCCUAUUCUUGCACAGAGUGUUCCAUGUCCUUCCGCUACAAUUCGCAGCGGUAUUCUCACAUCCAAGUAGUUCAUAACGGAAAGAGCAUGCCUUUCUCAUGUGGGGUGUGUGAUAAGAAGUUCAAGAACAAAUAUGGUCUGGCAAAGCACGCCACGAUGCACACAGGAGAGAGACCAUUUCCCUGCUCACAGUGUGACAAGGUCUUCAGACAUAAAUCGGUGUUAAAACAACACCUCCAAACGCACACCCAAGAAAAGCCCUACAAGUGCCCCAUUUGCGAUCUCAGAUUUGCCCAGAAAUCCUACGUCCGCAUACACCAGGUGGUGCACACUGACAAGGCGCCCUACGUCUGCAACACGUGUGGGCAAGCGUUCCGCUUCGAGGGCACGCUACGGAAACACCAGAAGCGUCGGCACAUGGGGGAGGAGCUACGGGCGCUUUGCUCCGUCUGUGGCAAGACGUUUGCUAGCCAGACUAACCUGACUGACCAUUACAUGGCAAUCCACGCCGAGCGGAAAGAGUCGCACCCUUGCCUCCUCUGUGGAAAGGUGUUCGACUGUGCAAACUACUUGCGCAAGCACCAGAGGACCCACACGCGUGAGAAACGAUACGAGUGCAGCGUCUGCGGGGAGAAAUUUGCCUACAACCGGAGCCUGCAAAAUCACCUGGCGAAAAUGCACAACAUCAUGCAGGGGCAGGACCACACGGUCCAGAAACGCUACCACUGCAGCGUCUGCGGGGAGAAAUUCGCCUACAGCCGAAGCCGGAAGGAACACCAGGCGAAAAUGCACAACAACAUGCAGGGGCAGAGUCACCAGGUGAAUGUGCACGACUUGGAGCAGAAUCACCAGGCAACAGUGCAGGAAUUGGGGCAGUUCAGUCCCACAAAGUGAACAGACGUAAGGUGUUGGUAGUCCAGACCUACGACAUGAUGUGAAGUCAGGGCUGGACUAGGUCAGAAAUAGGGCCCGGGCACUUUUGGCUUAAAGGGGCCCCUCAAAAUUCACGUCACAGAACUGACUCUGACCAGAAAUGACUAUUCCGAAUAUUUGACAGGUCCAGCUAAUCUGAAGGACUACAUCACAUACUACAUAAAUGCCUCAUUGCAAUUGCUGUUAUUUGAAAACCCAUUGGACCACUCCAGACUCAACCAUGAUCAGCUGAAUUCCAGUAGGCCCAUGUGCGGCUCCAACAGAACACAGUAGAGUGAUUACCAUGAUAUGGCAUGAAACACACACACAUAACUAUGUAAGGCAUUACUAGGUGUUUGAUUUUAGCCAUUCUACUCCAAGCUUUAUAAAACCGUUUAAAAAUCUUUUUUCAAACGUUCUAUGUGUUGUCUAGAAUCCAGCAUGUUCUUUUUAAAGAGUCAGAGAGCAUGGUGUCCAAUUCUUGAUUUUAACGGGUUUAUUUAUCCAAAGCAUCUGACCUAAAGCAUUUUGAAUUCUGGCCUCCUGAGACCUUACCCUAACAGCAACAACAGAAAAAAAUCCUGUGUUUCCAUAGUUUAUCUCCUUUUUGUAGUUGAAACUGACCACCCCCCAUCUGUCUCCAAGGUGUGGGGGUUUCCAUUGUUACCAGGUGAAUCGUUGGCUCAUUUCAUUCCACUGGCACCAUUGGCCAGACCUCCUGAGGUGUUUCUUGCCUAGUGUUCUUGAAAGUCCACAGAAUAGACUAAUA